GCAACUAAAACAAACGCGUCGUAUCAACAACAGCCGACAGAUUCGACCUUCCAAGUUCGGCCGGAACGCGAGAGAGACCCGGAGCUCUGAAGAUGGCUUCCAAGAUCGCCGCCACGGCGGCCAAGGUGCCAGCGAAGGCGAAGGGGCAGUGCAUCUGCUCGCCCACCGACCAUCCUGGCUCCUUCCGGUGCCGGCUCCACCGCGCCAGCGGUAUGCCGAGGUCGGUCUCGUGCCAGCAGUUCGGUGACCCCCACACGGCGAGCUCCCCGAUGCUCUGCUCCGCCCACAUGCCGAGGUCGGCAUCGCAGCAGCAGUUCACGCCUCCUUCCGGCUCCGGCAUUUCGAGAUCGGCGUCCCAGCAGCAGCUCCCGCGCUCCGCCGGUGUGCCAAGAUCGGUAUCGUGGCAAGAUUUUGCUCACAAGAACUGAUCAAACCUCCUGAACCAGGCUGUUCUUUUUCAUAGCUUAGUUCAGAAACUACCGAUGUAACUCCGUUUUCUAAGAUUUUUUUUUCAUUUUUUAAGGAUAGUUGUAACUAGCACUGUAAUCUUACGACCACACAAUUUUAGAGACAAUGGAAUAAACUAAUGCUGAGAUACACAGGAAAAAUCUCGUAGAAGAACCUGAACAACAGGAUGGUUCUUUUCUUUGCGGCUAACGGUGAUGAUUCCCGACAGAAAUAACUACAAGCUCUCAUCAAAUACUCCACUACUGGAAAACUAGUGCUAGGAAGA
Molecule: messenger RNA, 733 nt
Organism: Aegilops tauschii subsp. strangulata
Lineage: Eukaryota; Viridiplantae; Streptophyta; Magnoliopsida; Poales; Poaceae
Source: RefSeq, a predicted model, not a curated record